AUGUUAACCAAUUGCUUUAAUAUAUGUGAUUACAUACAAACGAAUGGCACGUAUAAUGGCAUUCAAAUACACCGCGAUUUUGAAGUGUUGCCCGAAUGGGAAAGAAGACCAUGGUGGGGCGAGCGUUUUCAUUUCAAACAUUCGUACCGAACGCAUCAUGUGAUGCAUUCUAAACAGUUUUACUGGAAAUUUGUCAUACCCGAUAACAAUAUUGAAUCCACAUGGUUUGAUAUAUACGAACCAAAUGGUCCAAAGGUACAUGAUAACUAUAACAAUCAAACCUGGAUCAAUGUGUUUUCGGGUUUCAUCUCAUCUCCGGGCACUGGUCUCUGGAAAGGGUCUGAAAUCAGUUAUCGAUGCGAUAUCUAUGAUUCGUCCAAUAACGUAAGCGAAACAAAAUUGACAACACGAUGCACAAUGGAUUCGACCUACUAUAGCAUUAUGUACGUGUUGGACACAAAUACGCUGACAAACAAAGACACAACCAUGUUUUUACCGUACUUUUACGCUUAUGCGAUCUUAAACAAUCCGCACGCCUUUGACAUCCCAUUAUUUUUGACCAUGUUGCCAGAUUAUUUGAAGGCACAGUUGGAAAGUAUUGUUGAAUACGAUUUGGGUCUUACCUUCAGGGGACAUAUGCUGUGGUUUAAUAUCAACGGCCGACCCAUGUAUUGCUUCACACCUUUAGGCAAACCACUGUCCAAACAAUGCUCUUUAGCUGAUAAUAUGAAACCGUUUGCCGAUUAUUGCUUUAAUGCUAAAAAUAAUAUUGCCGAUCAAAAAACGUGCCAACAUUUCAUAACCAAUGACACCUACAGUGGUGUCCAUAUGUAUCGGCACUGGUAUAGGGAUUACAGGCGUCGAGUAGUUUUCAGAUAUAAGUUAUACACAGGAAUGGGACGGGAAGUGGACGUUGUGUUAGAGCGAACUGACACAACACAUCGACUUAUUAUUAAACAGAUGCAAACAUAUCACGAUUCUAACAACGAUAUAAUAUCCGAGGAUACGUUGUGUUUAGGGGGAAAACCAAUUAUAAUUAGCUCACAUCCGGACGGUUUGCGACAAAAUGAGUUAUACAUAUUCAUUGUGGACCGGAAUACUGGUUCCAUCACUGUUUUGAACGUUGCACUAAAUAAUGAGAAAUCACCACAAAUUAAAUUGAUUAAUGACAGAUUGUGUGCUGACAGUCAAUCAAUGUAUUGCAAGCCACCGGAGUUUGUCAACCAAUUAUCGGCUAUUGGUUUGUUAGGACAGUUGGAGUCCGCCAUCGAUUACCGACUGUAUGACGAGUCCGGAUAUAUGCUAUGGUUUAACAUUUCCGGUCAACCCAUGUAUUGUUUCACACCCUAUGGACAGUGCCUCUCGAUUCAGUGCUCUUCUGGCUAUAAUAUGAUACUUAUUAGAGAGUCAAACCCGUAUGACAGAAGCAGCUAUAUUUGCGAUAUUGAUGAAUUGUCAACUGAAACCGCAGCCUCGCAUUUAUUAAUCAAAUGUGAAGUUUAUGACGGGGGGCAAAGUCACAAACUCGUUCCCCUGAGGGAACAUAACAUCAAACACCCGCAAUUGCAGUUUAACGCUUAUGGCGUUAUAUUCAGCCCAACGGUUAUCACCAAGCCAGAUUCUCUGCCAAAAGAUACAUUUCAUAGUUAUCUAAGAGUGUUUGACACGAAUACUCUGACAAGUGAACUGAUCAGGGUCAAUUACUACAUAGAAGAAGUUUGGCGUAUGAUAUAUGUUGCCAAACCGCAUUUCUAUAUUGAUUUGGCUAACGAUGAUAAUAUGUGGGAAUGGCGCCCUCAUCAAAUGCCACUAUUUCUAACCAUGUUGUCCAACAAUUUAAAGGCACAGUUGGAGGGUAUUGUUGAUUACGAUUUGGGGCCACACAAUAGGGGACAUAUGCUAUGGUUUAAUAUCAACGGCCGACCCAUGUAUUGCUUCACACCUGAAGGCAAACGACUGUCCAAACAAAAAGGUUGCACUAAAACGUGCCAACAUAUCAGGUCUAAUGACAUCUACAGUGGUGUCCAAAUGUAUCGACACUGGUAUAGGGAUCACAGGCGUCGAGUGGUCUUUACAUUCAGGUUGUCUACAGGAAUGGGACGGGAAAUGAACGUUGUGUUAGAGCGGACUAACACAACACACAUUACAGCUAUUAUUACAGAAUUGAUACAUUCAAGCGAUAACACCGACAUUAUUUUCGAGGGUUAUUUCCCAAAUUAUGAAAACAGCACGUACAUUUACUACAUGUAUAAAUGCUACGCGCAAUACACUUCAGACAUACCGUUAAACCCACACCCGAGUGUUUUACGAAAGCGUGAAUCGUAUGUAUUUAUUGUGGACAAGAGUACCCAUACUGUGACUGGACUGAGCGUUGAUGUGAAUGAUAUGACCGGUGGAAAUGCUCCGCGUAUUACACGUGUUGAUCAAAUAUGGUGUCGAAACAAACGGUCGAUCUAUUGUAUGCGUCCGGCGUUUGUCCGCCAAUUAUCGGCCGCUGGUUUGUUGACACACUUGGAGUCCGCCAUCGAUUACCAGAUGUACGACGAGUCCGGAUUUAUGCUAUGGUUUAACAUUUCCGGUCAACCCAUGUAUUGUUUCACACGCUAUGAACAGCCCCUCUCACCACAGUGCUCUUCCAUCGAUCGUAUGAUACCUUACGUCCAAAAAUUGCAAGAGUGCACUUAUAAGGAUAUCAAGAAGUGCGAUACAUUUGCAUCUUCGUAUUAUGCGAUGCGAUCAAAGCAUAUGUACUGGAAAUUUGCCAUUGACCAUGCACAUAAUGACACCGGUAUCCACAUUAAACUCGAAAAUAAUCCAACAAAACACUCUUAUGACUCUAUUUACACCGAUGCAAACUACAUUCUUAAUCGAAGGCACAUAAUUACGUCGAGGGCACAAUUCAACGGCUAUGGCGUAAUUUUUAGCCCGAUCGUUAGUACUCGUAAACAUUUAGAAGACCAUCCUGAUAGUUAUAUGCAUGUGUUGGACACAAAUACACUGAUGGGCCAAGUGAUCAGGAUUAGAUUUUAUCGCACAGGUCCUUGGUCAUAUGAUUGGAACGGUUAUGUUGACAUUUGUACCGAUGCAACCAUGUGCGAUUGGCAUUCCUAUGGGACGCCUUUAUUUUUAUAUAUGCUGUCCGAGGAUUUGAAGGCACAGUUAGAGGCUAUCGUUGAUUAUGAUAUUAGACCCGAUAUGAGGGGACAUAUGCUAUGGUUUAAUAUCAACGGCCGACCCAUGUAUUGUUUCACACCUGAAGGCGAACGUCUGUCAAAACAAUGCUCUUUAGCUGAUAAUAUGAUACCGUUUGCAAAUCAUUGUUUUAAAACUUUAAAUAUAAUGGCAGAUGAGAAAACGUGUCAACAUUUCAAGAUCAAUGACACCUACAGUGGUGUCCAUAUGUAUCGGCACUGGUAUAGGGAUGACAGGCGUCGAGUGGUCUCUACAUACAAGUUAUACACAGGAAUGGGACGGGAAAUGGACUUUGGGUUAGAGCGAACUGACACAACACAUCGG
This is a messenger RNA of Medioppia subpectinata, 3516 nucleotides long. The record is from the annotation of a GenBank genome assembly. Lineage: Eukaryota; Metazoa; Arthropoda; Arachnida; Sarcoptiformes; Oppiidae.